AUGGGUGGGGGGACGACGUCUGCGGAGUACGAGCUUGAGAACAAUGCGCUCCUUAAGGCGAUCCGGCCCGGGGGACUGCUUCACGAAUAUGUUGAAAAUGGCCCAGUGGAGGUGCUGUGUGCUCCACAGCAGUCGUUUUUGGAGUCAAGUGGUAUUGCGUCGUACCUGCGCCUUCCUUCACCCCACGCCAACAGCCCAACUAGCAGCACCGCAACGCUCACCGUCGGCGAGCGAGAUGUGAUACUGACGCCGGAGCAGCAUGAGAAGAUAGCACGCAUCACUCGUGAAGCGUUCCUGGAUUACCACCUCGUGCACUUUGACGGUGUUGCGUCUCCCGCCUUCGUGACGCUUCGGGGGCAGCGCGGGGAGUUCUCUACGGAUUUGCAAAGUGUCGCGCGCUACGGACGCAUUGGGGCUUCCGAGGUGCUUUGUGACUUGAGUCCUCUUCUUGAGCCCAACGACACCUCCGUCAGCGACUUUCAUCCAUGUAAAUUACACAUUUUUGUGAUUGCCACCGCGUUAAUGGACGAGGAGGAGCUGCAUAACACGCUCUCCGCGUUGCAGCGGACUCUGCGGCCAAAGGAGCGGAUCUUGACGGACCGGCCUCAGGACGACCAAGCAAGUUUCGUGGGGGGCGCUACAGAGCAGAAGUCUUUGAAGGAGCGCUUCACUCGGGAAGCCAUCGCCAACUAUCGCCGUGCGGUCGCGAAGGAUAAUGAUGUACGCUCCAAGGAGUUUCAAGAUAUCAUGCGGCUUUCUGUCUGCGCGCCGGUUGCCAAAACGCUUUCUAACUUCGUGGAAACUAUCCAGCAGCGGGAGGCACCUCUCUUUGACGACGCGGAUUUGCGGCGGGCAACUUCCUUUUGUCUAGAUCAAUGCAAACGGAUACCCCUUUUUGAAAAAGAUGCGUCAAAGCUUCAUGUCGCGGCAGAGGGCUUUGAAAAAUAUAUCAUGUCGAAACUCUACUGGCGUGCCUUUGAUGUGCAUCCUGAGGAACGAGAGCGCAACAAGGAGUUACACGAUAAAUUACUUCGACUCUCUCCUCUUGUGACGGCCGAGCAACUGGACGCAUUGAAGGAAGUCGAGGAAGAUCCUCUGUGGAAUAAGGCCAUGUUUGAGCUGGAAGGCAUGAAUGUUUUUAAAGCGCCACGUGAGAAGCUGCGCUGCGCCGUUCGCGCUUGCGACGGGCUCGCAAAGGCAGUGUCUAGCGCUCUUAUGCGCAACGGAAAAGGCGUUGAUUUGGCUAGCAAUAACAACGGCAAGGAGGCGAAUUCCGUCGUUUGUGGGGCUGAUGAAUUUCUUCCGUGUUUCAUGCUGCUAGUCCUUCGCGCCUCUCCUAGGGACUAUUAUUUGAAUGUUCAGUAUGUGAAACGGUUCCGUGACGGCAGCCUCAUCACACCGCAGGAAAGUUACUGCCUCGCGAACUUGGAGUCAGCCGCGGAGUUUUGGCUCUCGUACACCAACUCCCCACCACGUCAGCGUGCGUCAAACCACCCGCCCGCCCCAACAGCAACAACAACAACAACGACGACAACUGUUGAGGAUCUUUUUCUCCCAACUGUCGUCGCAGCUCCCCCAGGCCAAUCCGAUGCCAAGGGUGAGAUGUUCACCCUGCCGCAGCAAACGGGUACGUCAUCUAGGCGGCCCUCGUCACUUUUCAUUGACCAAGAAUCCUUCUCCCUGGGGAAAGACAUGAGUGGCUUACUGGAUGGGAGGCAGCAGGGUAUCAACGUGGCGAGGUUGCUGUUAGAGGAGAGUAAACCGUUUGACAACCUUACUGUAGCGGAGCUGCGUGCAAUUGUUGAGGAGGCACGCUCCCUGUUGGCUGAGAAAAAUAACUUGGCGCAGACUGUAAAGAAUUCAUCAGAGUAA
This is a messenger RNA of Trypanosoma conorhini, 1872 nucleotides long. RefSeq names its product putative MCAK-like kinesin. The transcript has a single exon. Gene Ontology annotation, molecular function: guanyl-nucleotide exchange factor activity; small GTPase binding. NCBI's taxonomy places the organism in Eukaryota, Euglenozoa, Kinetoplastea, Trypanosomatida, Trypanosomatidae. The coding region runs from base 1 to 1872 and encodes 623 amino acids. Gene Ontology annotation, cellular component: endocytic vesicle; cytosol. Gene Ontology annotation, biological process: vesicle-mediated transport. The record is from RefSeq and is a predicted model, not a curated record.